Molecule: messenger RNA, 1714 nt
Organism: Zingiber officinale
Lineage: Eukaryota; Viridiplantae; Streptophyta; Magnoliopsida; Zingiberales; Zingiberaceae
Product: serine/threonine/tyrosine-protein kinase HT1-like
Exons: 4
Coding region: 445-1491 (348 amino acids)
Biological process (GO): protein phosphorylation
Molecular function (GO): protein kinase activity; ATP binding
Source: RefSeq, a predicted model, not a curated record
UCUCAGUAUCUUCGGUAUCCAUCUUACCCUUCAUGGUCUAAUCUUGCCGAUCUAUUGCCCGCCAUGGCAGGCGUCCUCCCACGUUACUCCCACUGUCCCCUCCUCAUCCCUAGAGCCCUGCUCUCGUAUUAAUUAAACUCUCCAACUUCUUGUUCCUUUCUGUACUCGCGGAGCAACAAAGCUGGAAAGCCAAAGCAUAUUCACAGGAUAUAGCUGUGCUCCUUGGAGUCUUCGCAAAUUUAACUGUAUGAUCUAUGAACUUUCCGGAGAUAUCUUCUUGGUUUUGACGCAAAGCUGUCAUUUUGAUCGGCUCCUCUUAUCCAUGCUAUCCGCUGAGGCAUUAUGGAGCUGCCGGGUGCCGGAUCGUAUCGAUAACCCUAGGACCUGCGAAAUGUAGGCGAGCGGAGAUAGUAGUCGCUGCAGUCGGCUUGAGUUACCGGAAAAAUGAAGGUCUUCAAUUGCUUUAAGGAGAAUAAAUCGAUGGCGAGUGGCCGGACGCAGAGAAGGUUGUCUCUUGGUGAGUACCGAAGGGCGGUGUCAUGGUCCAAGUACUUGGUGUCCUCCGGCGGAGAGAUCAAAGGGGGCUUGGAAGAACAAUGGAGCGCGGAUAUGUCACAGUUGCUCAUAGGGAAUAAGUUUGCCACAGGGCGACAUAGCCGGAUCUAUCACGGCAGAUACAAGGGAAGGGAGGUGGCCAUUAAGCUGAUGAGCCAGCCUGAGCAAGACCCCGCCAUGGCUGCUGCUCUGGAGCAGCAGUUCACCUCAGAGUCUUCUUUGCUGUUUCACCUCCGUCAUCCUAAUAUAAUCACGUUUGUGGCCGCUUGCAAGAAACCUCCUGUCUUUUGCAUCAUCACUGAGUACAUGGCAGGUGGCUCUCUCAGAAAAUUUCUCCAUGAACAAGAGUCUAAUGUGCUUCCUUAUGAUCUAGUGCUGAAAUUAUCUCUCGAUGUUGCUCGUGGAAUGAGUUACCUUCAUUCCCAGGGAAUCAUUCAUAGGGAUCUAAAGUCAGAAAAUAUACUUGUUGGUGAAGACCUGUCUGUUAAGGUAGCCGACUUCGGAAUUUCAUGCCUGGAGUUUCAGAGUGGUAGUGGAAAAGGCUUCACCAGUACCUAUCGUUGGAUGGCUCCUGAAAUGAUCAAGGGGAAAAAUCAUACAAGGAAAGUUGAUGUGUACAGCUUUGGCAUUGUUCUAUGGGAGUUAGUAACGUUGCAAAUCCCCUUCCAUGAUAUGACUCCCGAGCAAGCUGCUUAUGCUGUAGCUCACAAGAAUGCCAGACCACCUCUACCUGCCUCUUGCCCUCUGGCAUUCAGCCAUGUCAUGAGCAAGUGCUGGGCCACCAACCCAGUGAACCGAUUCCAAUUUGACGAAAUUGUUUCCAUACUCGAAAGCUAUGAAGAAUCUCUCAAACUGGACCCAAGAUUUUUCUCAUCUUACAAGCCUUCACAGCAGCUGUGGCCGAUUGGAUGCUUUACCCCGCGCAUUGCUUUGUAGAAGUCUAAUCCAAAUAAAUUUUCUCUAAUUCACUGCCGUAUCGUGUGUUUGUGUAUAUAUAUUUCAUAUCUCAUGCUCUCUGAAAUUGAUGGCAUGUUAUUUCUAAGUUUAUUUUGUUUCUCUUUUUCCCACUUCUAUAUGUUAAAGACCAUGUACAGAACCAAGAUGGUGUUAAAUAAUAUUGUUGUCUCCAAACAAUUGAUGAGAAAAGUGAUUAAUCUUU